Molecule: messenger RNA, 1174 nt
Organism: Neurospora hispaniola
Lineage: Eukaryota; Fungi; Ascomycota; Sordariomycetes; Sordariales; Sordariaceae
Exons: 1
Coding region: 311-730 (139 amino acids)
Source: RefSeq, a predicted model, not a curated record
CCGUGGGUUUGCAUACUUACCUACCACUCCACUCCACUCCAUCACUGCGACACCAUCUGUCCGUCAUUCUUUGCUCUGCUUACAUCCGUCGUCAGCAGAGUUCCUGUCAGCUUCCACCAGUACUUUUGUCUGACAGGCCGCCGCUGUUCUUUGCCCUCGUCCUCUGUCACUCGUCGUCCAACAAGAGCUCUCCCAGAAUCAUCACUUGGACGAGUUAGCGUCUUAAAAGCCGUGCUUACGCACCUAGCUAAAGAAAACAAGCACACUGUCAAAUCAUCGCCAAAUCAACACCAUCCACAACCAAAAUACCAUGGGCUGCCUACGCCUCUUCCGCCGCCUCAGCCGGCGCUCCUCCCAAGAAGACGACGCUCUCCUCAACUCCCAACAUGGCCGCGGUCCGCGCCCCUACCGCGAUCAUGAGCACAAGCCUAAACACAAACACACUCCCUCGGAAGACUCGUCCUUCUCCACCGACUUUGUUGAAGAAGAAAAGGCGUCGUACAGAGGCAGAUCGCGGACCAGCCACGGCUGUGCCGCUGUUCCCGUCAUCCGCCCCAACGUCAACCCCGCUCGCUCAGCUUACGCGACGCCCGAGGUCUACCGGUAUGGAGGCGCGGGGCCCAGAGAAGAUGACAGGGCACCGAGGAGACCUGCGAAUGCGGAAGAGAAGGAGACGGGUGUGAAUGAUGCUGAGGAGCAGGAGAGGAUGGAUUUUUUGCAGAUGAUGUGAUGUCACCACGUCUCUGCGGAUGGGGUAUUUCUUUUUCUUCUGUAACAUUUUCUUUGUAUCACGACAUUUGAUGAUCGGGUUUGGCCUGGGAACACAAGGACGGAUGAUGAUGGGCUUGGGGAGUUCACGGCGGCGUUUGGGGCGCAUAUCAAAAGGGCAUCAUCGUCAUGGCCGAUUAUGAUUUGGGUCUGUCUGGCUUGUUGGUUUGGGAGUUUACAUUUCAUGUUACCUCCAUGUUACGAUUACUACUACACCUGCUAGAGAGGUACCUUUUUAUUUCUCAUUUUCAAAAGCACUGGACGGCGAGAUAAAUCAGAAAGACCGGGAGACUUGUCGAUACAUCGGAUUCACGACAGCUUCCUCAUUUUCUCUAUUUACACUGUCAUGAGUUUCCAUUACCAAACUUUGUCUCGCGUACCUGAAUUUCGCGAGAAUUUGCAUCGA